Molecule: messenger RNA, 2298 nt
Organism: Eufriesea mexicana
Lineage: Eukaryota; Metazoa; Arthropoda; Insecta; Hymenoptera; Apidae
Exons: 5
Coding region: 50-2146 (698 amino acids)
Source: RefSeq, a predicted model, not a curated record
CAACCGUACUGUCAGGAAUUCCGUUGGAUGGAUACGAUGGACAGGGCGAAUGGGUCGAUGCAUCGUUCGCAUCAGAGCGCCUCCCAGAGAUCCCCAGGUGAUCGAGUUAAAAGUUAGGAGGCUGCAAGUUGGUUUCCUGAAAGAAACCAGAUGCGAGGGUGCUUACAUUCAAUUUUCCGAUGGCAGCGAGGAUCUCGAGGAUGAAACGGGACGUUAUUGCGGCCAAGUGAAUGGCAACGCAACCAGGCUGUUCCUGAGAAAGGGGCCCAAUUUAACGAUCAUAAUGGACUCGGACGUAAAGUUCGCGGCGGAAAAUCCGGUGAUCUUCUCCGCCCAGUUUUCCAUACUGCCAGUCCAGCUAGCCACAGAACGACAUCGUGGCUUCUCCUCGUCCUCGUCGAGCGAAUGUCCGUUGGAGUGCGCGGUGAGAAACGAUCGGAGAUCCUGCAAACUCGCGUCGCCGGGUUACCCAGGUGUCUAUCCGCGCGGGAUCAAAUGCAGGAUCGCCCUGGAGUCGAACGCGGGUCGCUUUAAAAUCGGCGGCCAGCCGGACGACCUCUUCGAUCUGAUGAACCGUACGUCUGAGGAUAUCUGCCAGACGGAGAGCUGCGAGCAGCACGUGGAGAUCGUGGCGGAAGUGACGAAGACGAGGGUGACCAGAUCUGGACGGUAUGAGGAGAAAGAGGCGAGAGCCAGGAGGCGAGCUAGGAGCCCGGAUCACGAGGAAGAGCUGGAAUUUAUCAUUGGACAAACGUCUCACAAGUCGAGGAGGGGCAGAAAUAAUCGAAGAAGACUUAAGAAAGUCAAGAAGGAAGCGGACGGAUCAAAGGGUCCGCGUGGCAAUUCCCGUGGAAAAGCAGCGAACGAGGAUAUCCGGAGAAAUAUCGGCCGUCCGAAAGAGAUCAGCGAACAGUCUUCGGCAGACGCGUUGCACGGGUCGAGGAGCAGCUCGAGGCAAUCCACCGGCUAUCGCGAUCAGGGAAUCCGGCCAGAACCUAUCCAGAAGCGACUUCGUCACCCGCAGCGCGUCCAUAAGAAGUCCAUGGACUCGAUAAGCCCGAAAAGGAAUUCCGAUCAUGAUCUGCGAGAUAUAUCGGACGCGAGAGUUCAGCCGGACGGGACGGGACUGGAGAUUGCGAGGAAAGGCUUGAGCCUGGAGAAGACCACCGCGUUACAGGUUCCCGACUAUCGACACGCGAAGAAAGGCCGGAUUCCUGAGAAGUUAGGGAGCACCAGUUGCGUGGGCGAUUAUCUGGCGCUGUUGGAGGACGUGGACGGGAAGAUCUUCGAAAUCUCCAAGUUCUGCGGAGAGGGUCACGUACCGAGGAUCCUGUCGAGAGGAAGGAACAUCAUCGUGGAGUUCUUUGCCGAACAGGACGGCACUGUAAUGCACGACGGCUUCCAGUUGUCGUUCCAGGAAACGGAAGAGGCGACGGGAGUGAAGCACGGCGAAAACUGCGAGUUCGUUUACAAAAGCGCGGAACGUACCAGGGAAAAUAUCAAGUCGUUGCAGAGUUGGUAUCCACCGAACACGUUAUGCAGCUACAAAUUCAUGGGCAGAUCGUCGGAGAAGAUCACCGUUCAUAUGAAGAUAAUCAGGAACGAGCCGGACCAGGAAUACGCGCCGCAGAAACGGAACUUCAGUCUGAAUUACUGCUCCGGAAACGAGAUUGCGGUUUACAAUGGGAUCAAGGCAAACAACAGUAUCUUGAUGUGGUCCUACUGCGACGUGUCUCAUCAGGACAUUAAUAACAUACAAGUUCCUCUCACCUCCAGUGGAAACGAAUUGUUGAUACAAUACUACAGCGCGAAAGGCUCGUACGAUGGCCAAGAGUUCACUUACACGAUAUCCUACAGGUUCAUCAAGAAAUCGCAGAACUCCACCACCAGACGCCAAGUUCAGAACGAUUUCAAGCUAAUCUCUCUCAGGCCAGUGAAUUUUUCAGCGUUGAAUUUGAACGAGAGCGAGAACUGUAACUGCGAUUUUGGCGACAGAAUCGGCAGCUUUAAAAACUGGUUCAUGGUACUCGUUGUCCUAGGAAUAGUCUCCUUCCUCGGAGCCAUCCUCACGAUAAUAGCUCUCCUUGCCAAAUGCAUAAAAAUGAGGUCGAUGGAGAAGAAACUGCUGCAGACCCCGAAACUGUAAACUCGGCCAGACUUUGUACGACUUUUUCUAUCUGUACGAAUAAAGGAGAUUUUUUACGAAUCACUAGACCUAGAUCUGCACGUGUACUCGCUUGGCUAACGUUUCAACGUUCUCUCUGUCCAUUUAUCGACGGUCUCAAUGCGAUCUAGUAG